GCCACAGCGACAGACCAGGUGGUUGGAUUCGGCUUGGUUGCCUUCAGCCUCGUUCUCUUUGUUUACUACACUCUCUGGAUCAUUGUACUGCCCUUCAUCGACAGCGACCAUGGGAUCCACCAGUACUUCUUGCCUAGGGAGUAUGCGGUUAUCAUCCCCGUGGUGGCCGGGCUGCUGCUGCUGCUAUUUAUAGGCGUUUUUAUAAUGGUUGUGAUGUGGAAAAGCAGGAAACCUGCCAAGAAAUCGGACUGA
Messenger RNA from Pelecanus crispus (Dalmatian pelican), 252 nucleotides. The record is from RefSeq and is a predicted model, not a curated record. Lineage: Eukaryota; Metazoa; Chordata; Aves; Pelecaniformes; Pelecanidae.